AUGUGGAGGUCAAGGGUGGUGAUAAUAAUAGUGUUGGUUAUAUUAGAAUGCAUAGAAGUUGGUUUAAACACACUCAAUAAAGCUGCUACUACUAGAGGAAUGAGCAAUUUUGUCUUCAUUUUCUAUGCCAAUGCCUUGGCUUUGUUCUUCCUUGUACCUUCUACCUUCAUCUAUCAUAGAAUGAGGCCUUGCAGAAAGCUCAAUUUUUCUAUAUUCUCUAGGAUGAUUCUUCUUGCCUUCCUCAGCUGCUCUGUACAAAUAUUGUUGUGCUUUGGGAUAGGGUAUAGCAAUCCAAUUUUGGCCUCAGCAAUGACAGAUGUUGUUCCAGCUUUUACUUUCCUAAUUGCUGUAAUUGCAGGGAUGGAAAAGUUGGGAUUAAGGUUGAAAAGCACUCUGGCAAAGUUUAUUGGGACAACAAUAUUAAUACUUGGGGCACUGCUUAUGACUUUUUAUAGAGGCCCUCCAAUUUUUUCAAAUCAAUCAAUUACACCCUCCAAUAAUUUUCAUCAACUUCACAUCAGUACAAAAUCAAAUUGGAUCCUUGGAGGAUUUCUCCUUGCUACUGCUAAUUUGCUACUUGCAAUCUUGUACAUAGUCCAGGCAUGGACUAUAAAUGAUUAUCCAGAAGAAUUCGUGGUGACUACUGUUACUUGUGGCUUAGUAACAAUUAUUUCAGGUGUGGUUGGAUUAAUUGCUGAACAAAAUUUGAGUUCUUGGAGACUUAAACCAGAUUUGGAGUUGAUUACUGUUUGUUAUGCUGCAAUUUUGAUGAUAGUCCUUAGAAGUCUAGUUUUUAUUUGGGCAUUGAAGAAGAAAGGACCUGUUUUUGUUGUAAUGAUAAAGCCACUUGGAAUGAUAGCUGCAGUCAUAAUGGGGGUCAUUUUUCUUGGUGAUGUUCUUCAUGUUGGAAAUAUAAUUGGUGGAAUGAUCAUAGCUUUGGGUUUCUAUUGUGUGAUGUGGGGAAAAGCUAAAGAGGAAAUGUGUGUUAAAGACAUAAGCAAGGAUUCUACAAGAGUAUCUUUACUACAUAGGCAAAGUGAUAAUAAUGCAUGAGUGUUUUGUUUUUCUUUUAAAUCGUAUUUAUUUUUAUUUUUAAGGGAUAGGAUAACUGGUAAGUGAAUGCGUACAUAUCAUUCUCUUCAAUUUUAUUUGAAUGAUUACAGAAAUUGGAUAUGUUAUUAUUGUUUAUAGUUACAAUGAAUGAGAUAUUAUAUGAGUAUAUGUGCUAAUGCCAAAUUAG
Messenger RNA from Solanum verrucosum, 1240 nucleotides. Its product is annotated as WAT1-related protein At5g40240-like. NCBI's taxonomy places the organism in Eukaryota, Viridiplantae, Streptophyta, Magnoliopsida, Solanales, Solanaceae. The transcript has 7 exons. The record is from RefSeq and is a predicted model, not a curated record. Gene Ontology annotation, molecular function: transmembrane transporter activity. Gene Ontology annotation, cellular component: plasma membrane. The coding region runs from base 1 to 1053 and encodes 350 amino acids.